This is a messenger RNA of Mycena indigotica, 1374 nucleotides long. Its product is annotated as Glycoside hydrolase family 61 protein I. Bases 1 to 1374 code for a protein of 457 amino acids. The record is from RefSeq and is a predicted model, not a curated record. The transcript is spliced from 10 exons. Gene Ontology annotation, biological process: carbohydrate metabolic process. Gene Ontology annotation, cellular component: extracellular region. Gene Ontology annotation, molecular function: cellulose binding. Lineage: Eukaryota; Fungi; Basidiomycota; Agaricomycetes; Agaricales; Mycenaceae.
AUGCUUAUUUCGCUGACACCCAUUCGCAGCCUUCCCUUCUCCCGGCGAUCUCCACCCCCACACGCGGUGCGAGGCACGUCUGCCGCCGCGUUUUCCCCCGACGCUGAUCCGGGGUGCGCCAAGUCCGUUUUCGCGGCGUUUCUCUGGAAGAACUCCGUCAUAAAAUUAGCUUUUGAGCGCCCCCCGUCGAAGCACGAAACCCUGUCUCCCCAGUCGUGCGUCAUUUACCCCCGCAUGAAGCUGCACGCCUCCUUCCUCGCGCUCGCGGCAUCUGCGGCAGUGGCGCGUGGGCACACCAUAUUUCAGCAAGCAUACGUGAACGGCGUCAGCCAGGGCCACCUCACAGGCAUCCGCGUGCCCGACUAUGACGGACCAAUUACGGACGUCACUUCCAAUGAUAUUAUUUGCAACGGCGGAAUCAACCCGUACCACACACCGCUCCCGUCGACCGUGAUCACGGUACCCGCGGGCGCCCAGUUCACUGCGGAAUGGCACCAUUCGCUGGUCGGCGCGGACCCGAGUGACUCUGCAGACCCCGUCGACCCCUCGCACCAUGGGCCGACGAUCACUUACCUGUAUGUGCUCCGCUUCACCGUCUUCCUGCUUCUGAUGCCACCCAGUGCGCAGAUCCCGAAUGCACUCCAGAGCACCGUCACCGGCCUGAAGUGGUUCAAGAUCCAGGAGGACGGGCUGAUCGCGAGCAACCAGACGUGGGGCGUCGACCGCAUGAUCGCGAACAAGGGCAAGGUGACCUUCACGAUUCCGCCGUGCAUCCCCGCGGGGCAGUAUUUGCUCCGGCACGAGAUGAUCGCCCUGCAUGGCGCGACGGCGUAUCCCGGCGCGCAGUUUUAUGUCAGCGCAAUUGCCUUGCUACACCCAUCCUCCGUCUUACCCUUAUUCCAGAUGGAAUGCGCGCAACUCUCGAUCACGGGCGGUGGCAGCACGCAGCCCGCGACAGUGUCCUUCCCCGGCGCCUACAAGGCUAGCACUCUGAUACUUCACCGCGCACUUGCUUACCCAGAGUUAUUGCGAAUAGGGCACCGACCCCGGCAUCACCACCAACAUUUACUACCCGUUGCUCACGAACUACACCGUCCCCGGCCCGCCGGUGUUCACGUGCUCCGGCAGCGGGGGCGGGGGGACGACGGCGCCGGUGUCGUCCUCGUCGACGGUGAAGCCCGUGAGCUCGUCCACGGUGAAGAGCAGCUCGACGGUGAAGAGCUCGAGCUCGGCGCCGGCGACGACGGGCGGGACGGUCGCGCAACACUGCUCACGGCCCGGGACAACAGCGGAAGCGGGUACACCGGCGCGACAGCCUGCGUGAGCCCGUACAAGUGCACUUUUGUGAAUGACUAUUACAGCCAGUGCUUGUAG